This is a messenger RNA of Chiloscyllium plagiosum (whitespotted bambooshark), 656 nucleotides long. The record is from RefSeq and is a predicted model, not a curated record. NCBI's taxonomy places the organism in Eukaryota, Metazoa, Chordata, Chondrichthyes, Orectolobiformes, Hemiscylliidae.
AUGCUCAGUUCUCCUGUGUUUUCUGAUCUUAAGGAAAUACAGGACACCAACAGUAAUGCAUUUUGUUUUAUUCCCUCAACAGGUCGUGGUAAGAGCUUUAGGUUAAAACUUCCAUCUCUUCGCACGAUGACCUUAAGCCAACAGUCUCUGGCCAAGGAGGGUUUUGAUGCAGGGAUUGAUGACCAGUCUGACAGGGUCUCCUUGGCCAUGAAGGAUUUCCGAGGCCCCUUGAGUGAAAAUCCCACGCAGCCUGAGCAGGAGGCCCUGAUUGAGCUGGGGGAUAAAGCAGCUGCUCAGACUGUCCCUGAACCCAUGGGCCAAUCCCCCCCCAACCAGGAACAGGAGCGGCACGAAUCACAUCUCCAUGCCAGCAGCAGCAACAAACUGACCCAUGCCCAAUCCCAGGACAGUUUCCACAGCAUCAGGAGAGCCUCUUCCGUCGACAACAUUGAGCAGAUGAGAAGCAAUUUCGAGAAGAAGCUCAGGGAGAAAAGAAUAAAUUCAGGUGUGGAAGGAAGAUCUCAAUUUUCAAUUGCCCUAAAGACCAAGUGUUGUAAAAAUUAAAUGAUGAUGGAGUUCAGUCCAGUAAGGAUUGUCGGAGCAGCACAGCUGCAGUUCUGUCUUCCCCAUUCACUGCCUGCACUGUUCCUGCAUAU